Mesitornis unicolor (brown roatelo) is the source of this 1998-nucleotide messenger RNA. RefSeq names its product interleukin 12 receptor, beta 1 (gene IL12RB1). The coding region runs from base 1 to 1998 and encodes 665 amino acids. The record is from RefSeq and is a predicted model, not a curated record. The transcript is spliced from 17 exons. NCBI's taxonomy places the organism in Eukaryota, Metazoa, Chordata, Aves, Mesitornithiformes, Mesitornithidae. Gene Ontology annotation, molecular function: protein binding.
AUGGGACAUCGCAGGUGGCUGAUGCUGGGAUGGCUGCUGGCAGCGCUGGCGGCGCUGGCGCGGGGCGGCACCACCACGGCCCCUGGUUUCUCCUGCUGGAAGGAAUGCAGCCCCCGUCGGUUCCUCUGCUCCUGGCCACCCCAUGGCCCUGCUGGCAACACCUCCUAUGUCCUGACACUCUGCUACACUACGCGCCGGCUGUGCCAGCGGUUUGAGGCGGGCGCAAGGACGACGUACGUCCUGAGCCGUCACCGCAUCUACGUCCUCACCAAUGCCACAGCCUGGGUGGAGGCGCACUGGGGAGGCCACGUUCACAGAACCCCCAACCUCACACUAUACCUCAACGAGGCCGUCAAACUGGAUCCACCCCUCAUCGGAAUGCCUUUCACCAAGACUGCUUCCUGGCUGCGGGAUCUCGCUGACGCCCGUAACAGGAUCAGGCCAGGAUUCGUGGGGAUUACACAGGCAAAACCCUGGAUUAGAGUGAUGACGAUGAUGGAUGAAAUCCGGCCGCUUAUCCCCAGCGAAACCCCUCACAGCUGGGGACCCCCCACCCCUCUUGGCUGCUGCCAGGAUGGUCCCGGGGCCGCAGCCAUGGUGAUGUGUGAGGCGGUGACGGGCGAGGAUGAGUCAGUGACCUGCGCCCUGGGUGGGGCCAGCGCUGUCGAGGUCCAGCUCCGGCACAAGCUCCCGCACUGGAGCAGCUACUGGAGUGACUGGAGCAGCUCUAUCCUCAUUCCUGAGGAAAUCCUGGCGAGCCCAGCACUGAGCCACCAACUGGGAAAACUGGGGAGAGAUGGGCAGCGGGUGCUGAGACUGGGCUGGCAGCGAACCCCCGUGGCGCAGGGCAAUGUCACCUACACGCUGCUUGCCCGCAUGACCACAUGUCCCUGCACCGAGCCGGCCCAGGAGAACAUUGCAGUACACGAUAUCGGCUUCAUGGAUGUCAGUGUGGCCGGCGGCACCGUGAUGGCGCAGUGGGAAGCGCUGAGCUCCGGUUUAGCCAACUGCUUUGAGCAGCAGCCGCUGGCGGAAGCCCCUAAAUCCAUCUGUGUCCAACAAGAUUUCUCUGCCAAAAGCAUCCACGUGGAGACAGGAGUGCUAGACACACCGGCAUGUUACCGCUUCGCCGUGCACGGCUGGGCCCCGGCGCAGGGUUGGGCCACCUUCGCCCUGCAGCACCACUACGCCAGCAAUGCCUCACUGGCCGUGCCCAUCCACAUCGAUGCUGGUGCUGAGGAUGACGCUGUUGUCCUCCAGUGGAGCCCGUCCCCCCGCGCUGCCUGUCCUGGGGCGCUGGCCAAAUACCUCCUCUGCCACGCGGCCGAGGGAGACAAUGUGACCUACACCGAAGUCGAUGCCACAGCAUCGCACUACACCCUCCAAAACCUGCAGCCUGGCACGAUCUACAGAGUGGGCGUUCGGGAGGUGACGGUGGAGAGUGGGGGCACCUGCGGCCCUUGGUGGUACUUCCAGACCAAGACGCUGGGUCCCCAGGGAGCAGCAUGGAAAUCCCACCUGAAGUACCUGGGCCUCUUGCUCUGCCUUCCCAUCAUGGCGGCCGUCUACCAGCUGAGCAAAAAGAGGGCCCGCCAUCUCCUCUUCCCACCCCUGCCCAAGCCGGUGGGUAGCAAAGCUGUCUAUUUUGCCACCAGUGAAACAAGCCAGGGCCUGCCCCGGCCGGGCUUUGUGGAGCCCUCGGAGAGGUUUAGCCCAGCUGAGCUGCUGAUACCGGAGCUGGGUCCCAGCAAGGAGACGACCGAUGUCAGCACGUGUCCCAGCACACCACAGCCCGGCUCCACAGCUGAAAAACCAGUGGUGGUGGGCCCAGCAGACUGCGGUGAGGACGAGGAGGAGGAGGAGGAGGAGGAGGAAGAGGAAGGAAGGCCAGGGCUGCGCCAGCUGCUGGUCCCCAUCGCCCUGCUCAUCUCUGACAAACCCAUCAUCAUCAGGGAUGGGAAAGGAUGGGACCCGGUGCCAGAGGAGUCGGUGCCAUAG